Messenger RNA from Blumeria graminis f. sp. triticale, 1353 nucleotides. Lineage: Eukaryota; Fungi; Ascomycota; Leotiomycetes; Helotiales; Erysiphaceae. The record is from the annotation of a GenBank genome assembly.
AUGGACUCUGAUAUACUUACAGAGAAUAAUUUUGACCAGUUAACGCAGGAACCAUUCGCCGCGGCUUGUACAACCUCUUUGGAUGAAACCAAUGAGCUUGAGUGGGAAUACGAAUACUCAACCACAGAAACAGAGACAUACUACUUGACCAUCGACCUCACUACUCCAGACGUGCCACCUACUCACCCCCCCUUUGACGAUACUAUCCGCAAGAAGACCAGGUGGCUAAAUCCGAGUAUCGGUCGUCAUCGAAGACAAACUCCUAUGCCACCUGCUAAUCGCGUUGCGAAAACAUACACUCUUGACGGAAGGAGGUCGCUAGUUGACAAUGAUGACAUAGUGAAAGGAAGUGACGUCGAAAGAGAAAUUGUUGCUGAAACCGAAAUAACAAAUAAUCCUACAGAGAUGAAAUCUGUGCAGAUCCUUGAUCUAGAGUCGGACCUUCCUAUAGUGGCAUACGAUGGGCAUGUCUAUGCUUGCAAUUGGGCAGAAAACAUCGGAACGGAAUUUCUUUUUAGUCCUCAUGCUGAGGAUGGGUUCGAACCUCUACCCAAGCUGCGCACAUUGCGAGGAAAUGUCGAUUUACUCGCCAGCAGUACGGCGCGUCUUAUUGCUAAAUCAGUAAAGCUUACACCAAAACAGACUACUAGGCAUAGUAUUGCCAAGCCCCGUGGACGAGAUAAAGUUUUAAUACCGGUUGGUCACGCUGCAAGUCAGCAACGAAAAGAUCAAGCUCUGUUCCUUGAACGUAUUAUUUUGGCUAAAGAGAAGCGCAAUGAGUUGGACAGCGUGACAAUUAACGCAAAACCACGCCUACCACCGCGGAGACUCCGAUCGCUUUUCGAAGAAAGGCGAUCGCAGGAGAGGACCGAGUUACAGAAGAAGCUUAAGCAGAAAACAGUCGAAGAAGCUGAUAAAGAGAUGGCAAAAGAACGUCUGAAAGAAAUGGAUAGAGAAGAUAUAGAGUGGAAAAGUAGAGUAGACGCAAAUUCUAAAUCAGGAAGAAAUGGAGGAAGACCUAAAAAAGUACCAUUUGGGCCCGGAAGUAGAGGAAAAAUCAUGAAAAGCACACUUUGGAGUCAAAGGAAUGUAAAGGGAAAAAGUCAAUGUGGAGAAAAGAAAGCCAACGCCCUUCUCAAUGCGACCUUAGACGAUGUAAAUAUUCUUCGGGGACACACGGCCGACCCAAACGAUGUAAUAGGAUCCGAUGAUGAUGCAGAAAAUAAUACUGCGGGUAAUAUAGACGGGGAAUCAUACACUAUCAGUAAAAUGAUGUAUGACGAUGAUGAAGAUAUUGAGGAAGAAGAUGAUAAUGUAUUAGAUGAGGAUAUUGACGGCGACAUGACCGAGUGA